AGUCAUGGCAGAUUGGAGGCGGAUUGAGAGUGGGAGCUGUCUCCACAACAUGCGCACUUCUUUCCAUUCCUCCCUCAGCUUGUGUCUCUCUCUACGUUACCGUGCGUAACAGCAGCUCCCUUCUGCAGCAGGCUACUGUGCAACAAGUUUGCAGGAGCCCCACGCGUCUCCCCGUAGCUGUCACCAUAAAGUACGUGAACGCAUCGUUGCAGGCUUUCGCUCUCUUCUCCCCCUCCUCUCCCUCAGGCGCACGCAGACACACUCGCAGCAGGAGCGGCGUGCCAUCUCUUUCGUGUCUCCGCACCAGAUGCGGUUUACUCCCGGCUGCGCGUGCAGUUGAAUGCGGGGGACCGAGGAAGCAAGAGGAUCGUCUAGUGCAUGGGAAUAAAUUUAAAGAGGGCAAAGAAAAUGGAGAAAGAAGUGAAGCGACACUAUCGCGCGACAGCGCUGAACAUCAUCUCGUCUUUAUGCUCCGUGGCGUCCAUCGCGUUCUGCGUCCAUCUGAGCAUCAGCGCGGCGGACAUCAGGAGCCGAGUUGUGGGUUUGGAGAGCGGGACGACGGAGCGCACCUUCCUCCAGGUCCGCGGAUACUCCAUGGAGGAUUUCAAUUCUCUGGUGCAGCAGCGAGUGGACGAGCUGCUCUCGCAGCGCUCUUAUGAGAAUUUCGCCAAGAUCAGGACUGCCAGACAAGUCGCAGCUGACUGCAACUGUCCCCCAGGACCUCCUGGUAAGAGAGGAAGGAGAGGCCGCGAUGGAGAACCUGGACCUCCUGGUCCUCCAGGUCCACAGGGUGAAAAAGGAGAUCAAGGUGACCAGGGACCACGGAUGGUCUUCCCAAAGAUCAAUCAUGGCUUUCUUUCCGCUGACCAGCAGCUCAUAAAGCGUCGGCUCAUUAAGGGAGAUCAAGGCCAGGCAGGACCACCCGGGCCGCCGGGCCCACCUGGCCCUCCUGGGCCACGGGGCCCUCCGGGGGACACUGGAAAGGAUGGACCCAGAGGUUUGCCAGGUCUACCAGGUGAUCCAGGUCAUCCAGGAGAAACGGGCCUCAUGGGACUUGAGGGGCCUCAAGGCCCAAAGGGUUCACUCGGGCCUCCUGGUAUCCCAGGAAUUGAUGGACGGAAGGGAGAUGUUGGAAUCCCAGGACGGGACGGAAUCCCAGGGGCCAAGGGUGAAAAGGGAGAACAGGGUGAAAAGGGCGACAUGGGUGAAGACGGACCCAAAGGUGACACGGGCGAGAAGGGUGAUGCAGGCUCCUCUGCAGCAGGCAUCAAGGGGGAACCGGGAGAGCCUGGGCGGAGUGGGCAGAAGUGUCAAUGCCCAUACCUAGACGUACUCAAUAAGAGGGGAAGCUUUUAUUCCAAGAUAUUUCAUUUAAAGGGAGAGCCAGGACUUCCAGGGCUGCCUGGACUCCCAGGGAUAAAGGGGGAGCCGGGAUUUCUUGGUCCGCAGGGAGAACCGGGGCUUCCAGGACUCCCAGGAACUAAAGGCGAGAAAGGUGACCAUGGACCAGCAGGGAAGGGUGAACGGGGAGAAAUCGGACCUGCCGGACCAAAGGGUUCACAAGGGGAGUCUGGCAUGCCUGGGCCUAAAGGGUCAAAGGGGGACACUGGAGAUAAAGGAGAUUUGGGAUCUGUUGGCCCGAGGGGUCCCCCGGGGCAGAAAGGAGACCGAGGAGCCACUGAAAUCAUCGACUACAAUGGAAACAUCGAAGAGGCCCUGCAGAGGAUUACCACUAUUACAGUCACGGGUCCACCUGGGCCGCCUGGACCAAUGGGACCGCCGGGCUUUAAGGGUGAUCGCGGUUUGCCUGGACUUCCUGGAUUCGACGGGGAAAGAGGGUAUAAAGGUUCCAAAGGAGACAUGGGAAUGCCCGGCGCGUCAGGGGAGAAAGGAAGCACUGGUUUACCUGGCUUACCUGGCGUGAAUGGAGCUAAGGGAGAUAAAGGAGACCCAGGACUUCCAGGUCCACAAGGUCCAUCGAUAACUGGUCCUCCAGGGCCACCAGGACCCCACGGGCCUCCAGGACCUAUGGGACCCCAUGGCUUCCCUGGCCCUAAGGGAGAACCCGGGUUGCAUGGACUGAAGGGCAUGAGAGGCGAACCAGGACACAAAGGAGACCGCGGACCGCUGGGUCUCCCUGGAGCCUCCGGCUUGGACGGCAAGCCCGGAAUUAGGGGCACUGACGGACCUCCGGGUCCAGCUGGUCUCGCGGGGCCGAAGGGUGACAUUGGUGAGAAAGGUGCUCCGGGUGAGCCAGGACCACGAGGGCCUUACGGACUACCAGGAGCAGCUGGAACACCAGGUUUGGAUGGGUUACCUGGAUUAAAAGGAGAUAAAGGCGACGAUGGGGAGAGAGGAGAAAAGGGGGAGAAGGGAAAGAAGGGCAAAAAAGGGCCUAAGGGCGAGAAAGGAGAACAGGGUGCCCCAGGAUUAGAUGCACCCUGCCCAUUGGGUCCGGAUGGAUUACCAAUGCCUGGUUGCUGGCAGAAGUGAUCACUCUAACCUGAAACGCAUGGAGUUUGUAAAUAAUGCUUCUUUUAUGGUAUUUAUAGUUUUUUAAUGGAAAAAGAGUCAAAAAGGAAAAGAAGUCUAUGUGUGCAACAAUACAACAAAAGAGAUAACCGUCUGUGUAAGCUGCUUCUACUCACAUCGCUGCGUGGAAACAAACAAACAAAAAAAAAAAAAAAACAACACACGCGUGUGUCUCGCCGUCUCACAUCUGCUUCGUGAUGGAGCUGAGAUCCUCGGCUGCCGGCUGCAGAACUCGUGUCUUUAGGUUUUUUGCAUGGCUCCGACUGGAGCAUGGCAGCCCCCCCCCCCCCAACCCCCCACUUCCCCCCGCCAGAUCCUGAGGGUCGGAAGGAGCGAGACGAGAAGAAGCGGAGUUGGCGAAGUGGGAGAAACGGGAUCUGGACUGGCUUCUUAACACAAAACGCUAAGUGUCGUGUGCUGUUUCGUCUCCACGAGCUCACCAACUAUCCAUGCGGCACCGUUUGCUCAAAGACUAAAAAAAACAACAACAACAACAUAAAAAAACAGGAGAAAAACUGCACUGAGCUGACUGAACAUUGCUUCCCCCCCUCCCCCAUCAUCCCUUGAAAAAGCAUGAGUAGUGUGCUGUAUUUAAAUGUAAUGUACAUACAUGUCACUGUUAUGUGAUUGCUUCCUAAGUUCUGUGUGGAGGAAAAACAACAAAAAACAAAAACCGGAAGGCCCAAAAGCUCUAAAAUGAUAACUUCUUCUUUCCUCUAAUCCUCUUAAGGGAGUCACACCCUGGCUCAUAGCCUGAAAACCCUCCUUCUCCCUCCUGAAAGUAAAGGUGUCGAUAACUGUUGCUUUAUUUGUGGCGAGGCCGGCCGGGGCAGACCGCUCUCAGCAGGCUUUCUGCCGUUUGCACUCAUCAUGGGGGCCCCCCCACCCCGGCGUCGUCAGUGCAGCGGCUCCUCAGGGCGCCAACAUCUCUGGACAAGAUCGGAGAGCUCUGCAGGGGGGGGGGGGGGGGUCUCUGCACUGGCAGGAACACCGAUCAGUCUCAAAGCGGUUUGGAUUGGAACGUGGACGGCCGUGCUCGGUGAGCGCGGGAGAGGAAGCGGGUUCUGCGGGAGAGUCACUCGUCAUUCAACCCUGCGAGAUCAAUUGGGGAAUGCUUCAAGCUCUUCUGGGAACGUUGAUAGUAUGCGGUUGUGAUGUUUUUUUUCUUUAUUCAUGUUUUUAUUGUUUUACUCAUUUUUUUGUUUUUUGUUUUUUUUACACGUCAUUUGUAUUUUGUGUACAAUAGCCCUUGGUGCCUCAAGCUUUUAUUCAUUCCUUUAUCGAGAGUUUAUACCUUAUUUUAAACCAUCUGAGUGGCGUUUGUUUCAAAAAUUAGGAAGGGGACGUUUUUUGUUUGGGUGAAGGACUGAAAAGACAUUGCGCACUGCUUUAUUUCUUCUUUCUCUUUUUUUUUUUCUUCGAUUUGUUUCGUCUUCGCCAAAAAAAAUAGCUCCACCUAAUUUUGCGUUGCGACGGCGUCGACUUCGACCGCGCGGUCACUAAAGCUGCGCCGUGCGUGCGUUCAAAGAUUGCGGCCACGAAUGGAAGUAGCUGAAAGUCUCACUUUUCUACGGUUUGUGUUUUUACGGAAAAUAAACUGGAGAAAAUGUUGUAGCGUUAACGUUUUAACAUUACAGCUGUGCAAACGUUAUUCCAGGGACAACUUCUAUCACACAACUCAAAACUCGUAGGUUCACUUCUGGUUUCGACGAAAUGCGCUCGCAAAUGUGCCGAACUUGUUGUAAAGGGAUCUCAUGUGUACAGUAUUGUCAGGUUUGCUGCAUGAACACCGCUUAGAAAAUGUAGAUUUGAGAAAAAAAAUAAUAAAAAAUACGUGCGUCCAAAAGCUGUUUUAAAUAAAAUGUAACUAAUCCCACAGUUUUUUUAGAUCUAAAAUUAAAAAAGGUAAACCUAACGGUCUAAAUCAAGCUUCUUUCCUAUACAUCUUGUAUAUUGUCUUAAUUAUAUAGUGCAAACUUCUAUUAAACGACAGAACAUUAAAUCAUCUUCCAUCAACACCAGUCUGGCCAGUUCUAUCACAUUCCUCAUCGCAUGGAGCAAAAACAAUCAUAAAUCUAGACUGAUAUUUAUGUUUUCAUUCAAGUCCAUUCGCCUUAUCAUAUUUCCAGCAUUAACAUCGGAUAUUUUCACAUUGUAGGUGCUAUGCAAGGUAAUACUGUACUUUUUUCUUCUUCAUACAGAGUGCUCUGCAAAAGCACUGAAAGCCCUAUGUCGCAUUUCGAGAUUAGACAGCCUAAAACUUCAAUAGGUUUUAUUGGGAUUUGUUGUGGUUCUCUAGCACAAAGCGGUGUAUAAUUGUGAAGUGAAGGGAAAAUGUUUUUUUUUUUUUUUUUUUUUUUUAGAUAAGUCUUAAAAGUAUGUCAUGCACAUGUAUUCGCCUAAUUGAAUACUUUGUUGAGCAACCUGUUUCUGUGGUUUAGUUUCAGACCUAGACACGUCUACUAGAGCCAGGAAUUUUUUUUGCCAAUUCUUCGUUUCAAAACUGCUCAAACUCAGUCAGAUUGGACGAAGAGCAUCUGUGAGCAACCUACCAAAAAUUUUCAAUUAGAUUUAAGUCCAUCCCUUUGAUGGACUAGUGACCUAUCCAAGGUGUAUCUCGCUUCUCAGCCAAUGACCGUCCUGUGACCCUGCACAGAUAAGCAGGUAUAGAUAAUAAAGGGAUAUUCUUACUCAUGAAUAUGCUUUGCCCUAACCCAUUUCAUUGUGGGAUUUUAAGGUCAUUUUUGCCAGGCUUACUUCCUGCAUUAUCCUGUAUUUUAGCUGCAGCCACUUUGCCAUUUGUUGAGAAUGAAUCUCAACAAAUGGCAAAUGGAAUCUCCUGAACUUUAACUCUAACACGCCUGGUGUAUUCUUUGGUGUUCGUUGUUUCAGUUUGGUUGCUCAUGUACUCCAACAAACCUCUGAGACCUUUACAGAACAGCUGCUCUCAUACUGAGAUUAAAUUACCAGCUGGCUUGUGAAGGCAUCUCGUUGCACUGGAUUUCAUUCAGGGGUGUCAGCAUAAAACGAGCUAAAUAAAUAGAUAUGCAUGGCAUACUUUUCCGUUUGUUUUAUCUGGAAAGACAAAUGCAGAAUACUGUGCAUCAUUUAUCCACCUAACAAUUGGGCAGUGCUUUGUGCUGAAUUAUCACGGGAAAUAUUCCCCCAAAUUAUUGAAGUUUUUUUUUUUUUGGCUGUCACGGGACAAGAUGUGAACGAGUUCAGGCGGUGUAAAACCUUUUGCAAGGCGCUGUACAAUCAGAUCUUCGUUAUUCACUGUAAGAACACGUGUGGUAACAACAGCUCGAUCUGAGGGGAUUUUAUAGUUUAAAUUGUUCAUCUCAUCGUGAUUAAAAAAAAAAGUGGAUGCACAUCUGUACAAACCAGUGUUAGUUUUUUUUUUUUUUUUAUCAUACCAGCAGCUCCAGCUAAUAAAAAAAGUAUAUGAUUUCUUUACAGCUGUUGGAGUUUUAUGUAUGUCUAAAUAGUUUUUUUUUUUUAAAAAACAUUUAUUUCUGUACUUUUUUCAGUAUUCUAAGUGGUGCAUUAUUUAUUUUUCUACAGUUUUCUUUUUGUAAAUGAAGGCAUUUUGUUGGGUUCUGAGCAGCAUUCCUUUUUAGUUUCUGAUGCCAGUUUUGUGUCGAUAUGAAGGAACUUUAAGCCCACGACGAGGCAUCAUAAAACACAUCUGCAAUUGUAACGUUGGUGGAAAUCAAGAGGGCAUUUGCAUGUUAGUGUGUACUUAACUGUGCAUUUAUUUCAAUUUAUAGGCCUUACAUGACCGGAGUACAUCUGCUUUGUCUAACUUUGGGUGUGAACUAUGACGACACGCCAUUUUAUGACAGCCUUGUCUCUCACUAUUUUUCUUUUUCUUUCUAUCUCUCUCUGUCUCUUUACAUUGAAUGUAGUUUGAUAUAUAUGUAUAGUGGAAUAUUAAUGUACUAUUGAGAUGUGUGCUCAUUUGAUAUAAAGUGCAAUUUAUACUUUGGUUCAUGCGUGUAGCAUCAAAUGCUGCUUAAAUAUCACACUACAGUGGUUUUCUUUAGCUUCAUUUGUUCAGCCGUGCGACCCUGUAUACCACUACCUGGAGACAUGGAGGAAUUAUGUAAACACAGACUUUUAAUUAAAUCUUAAUUUACAGGAUUUUUUUGGUUCAAUCUCCUUUUUUGUUAACCCGAUAUUUGUGUCGAUAUUUCAUACUUUUUUUUCCUCUUCAUUUUGUGUUUUGAUUACCAGCCUUUAUUACAGCAUUCGUUCUCAUAACUUGCUGUAAUUUUAGAAUGUGCAGCUAUUUUUGUAAUUCUAUUUUAUUAAGCUAUGUUUGUUUGAGUUUGGUGUUAAGGUUUCACAUCUAGUUUAUUAAGCUAGACAGCGGUGCCAAAAUCUUCUUUUUCAGCGUUUUUUUUAGAGCUGCACAAUCGGUAGGAUGCUACAAAUCAAUAAUAAGUACAAACCCUCUCCGGGUCAACGUUCAUUUAUGAGUUAAAGAAGCUCUAAAAGUGAUGUGGAUUUUCUCACAUUUCAACCUAAGUGAUCAAAAAGUUAUGUUUGGUUCGUCCCCAUUGUUUCUUGUUUGGAACUGAUUUAAUCCAAGAUUCUUUUCUUUCCCCAGGUCUUUUUUUUCUUAGCUUGACCCCUAAAGGCAAUCAAAAAGGGAAUACAUAAUAGGGGGUGUAUUACAUACUUAUUUCAUGUAUUUAGCACAUUUAGACUGUAUAUUUUAUUUAACUUUUGCUCUGGAAGAAACAAACUUUACAGCGCCUCCUGUGGCCAAUAGAGGAAUUACGAAACACUGAAAGAUUCUUUCGUGAAUAUAACCCAACUUUCAGGACUGAAUGAAAACAAAUGUUUCAGUCUUUAAAAUAAAAUCUAAAUUGCAUGAAUUAUAUGUUUUUAGAAAGUCAGAAGGCCUUAAACACAAGGGGGAAAGUAUAACUGAUCAGAAUUAAGACCCCUAAAUUGGUUUUCAUGGGCUUUUCAAGGUCAGCUGAAAGAUAAACAGAAAGUUAUACAUAUAAAACCAGAACUAUUUUUCCCCCUGCCAAUACAUCUUAGGUAUAUUGAGAAUAAUAAUUGCUAAUCUUUCAGGACUUCCAUGAAGGCCACAGUGAGGCGCAACCAUUAUUUUUUACUAACCCAAAUGUUCCAAGAGAGAAAGCAUAUACACGACGAUUAAUUACAUCCACAAUGUUGUUGCUGCUCCAUUAAUGUGAAAAGCACAGGACUUUUAUUGAAUCAACAAAAAUAAUUUAUUCACCCUGCAGCCAAAUUGAAAGAGAGAUCUUGCUGUGUAUCAAAAUUCUGGUUGAAUUACUAAUGUGAAGCAGUCUGAGCUAUUGGACAUGUUUAUUAUGUUAUGUUUUGUUUUAAGUUUCUGCUCACCCUUUUAUUUUAUUGCUGCAUACAAACUUUAUCUACAUUUCUUGAGAUCACAUUCUGUAUUUCAUGUUGGUAUUUCAUAUGACUGUGCUGUUGGAGGCAAAUAAACUGUCUUUUAAAUACACCAAA
Fundulus heteroclitus (mummichog) is the source of this 8040-nucleotide messenger RNA. RefSeq names its product collagen alpha-1(XXV) chain. The record is from RefSeq and is a predicted model, not a curated record. The coding region runs from base 379 to 2493 and encodes 704 amino acids. NCBI's taxonomy places the organism in Eukaryota, Metazoa, Chordata, Actinopteri, Cyprinodontiformes, Fundulidae. The transcript is spliced from 39 exons.